AGGCUAACAUAGAGGAAAUUAGUUGCUCAGAAGACGAGGUCAAUAAUUCCUAUUUCAAAUCAAGAACAGAACAUUCUUAAAUAUUUGUUCCUCUUAAUCUAUUGCCAUAUGUAAAUUAGCAACAAACCCUUCAAUCAAAUAACACUAAUUGGCUUUUAAUUUCCAACCAGAGGAACCCGCAAACCAUGCUUUAGCUAUCGUUGAAUUCAGUUCUUAAACUUUCUCAUCUGUACGAAAAUGCGAAGAAAAAACUCAGACAAACAAAUAAAUAGACAAUGUGAGAGAAAAAAUUACAAGACAUUCUUGUAAAUAAAAAGAUACAUAUGGCUCAACUUGAUCCACUACAAAGAUUUUCACACACAUCCAAAAGUUCUCCCAAGUCCAAUUCAACAACUUUUGAACAAAUUUCACCAGGAAAUGGAAGGAGUUGGUUAACAAGUACAUCACCAACGGCUUAUUGUUUUGACCAAGAAGAAUAUACACCAACUCAUGGCAAGAAAUCAGUUAUCUCCAAAGUGAAAGAGAAGGCUAAAAAACUCAAACACACUUUCAGUGGCAAGAAGAAGUUGCCUGAAACUGACAUUCAUGAUGGCAGAUGGCCUGGUAUUAUGUUGGAUGACAAUGAUGAAGAAGACGAAGAUCCUGAAUAUCUUGGCGCGCCAAUGUAUGAAUCAGAACAAGCACCUGAGCCAUAUAAAGAGGCGGCACGACAACAUCCACGAGCAGAUCCAGUGAUAUCCGAGAAGAGUGUUACUCCCAGAAGCAUCAAGCGCAAUCAGGUCACUGAACAUGACAAUACGGAGAUAUUACCUGAUAGCCCAAGUAAAACCAUAACAGAAACUGUUACGGAGAAAUUGGCACCAGCUUAUGCUGCAGUAUCUGAUGCAACACACGCUAUUGCUUCUAAGUUCUCGAACCUCACUCUAACAAACAACGAUAACCAAGUAUCUGAGAUCCAAAACGCGCCCAAAGUUGGUCAAUUUGCUGAUCAGAAAAAUGUGAAUAAACUGGGACAAAAUGUAGAUCAGAAUGCUGAUGCUCUUUCAAGUCCAACACAAAAAUGGGACAAAGGUGUAUCUGUUAAGGAGUACUUUGUCGAAAAGUUUGAGCCUGGUGAAGGCGAAAAAUCACUUUCACAAAUCAUAACUGAAGUUAUGAGCCCCAGACAAUCAGCUUCUCGCGAUACAGGUAUAGUGGAGAAAAUGAAGGAGGCUGUAACUUCAUUUAUUCAGCUUGAUGAUUCCCCUAAAUCGGCCAAAAAAAGCAUCAAAGCAUCAUUAGCUUCCAAUAAUCCAAUUUCUACAAGUGACAUUUUGUCUCCUAAGAACGUGAUUAUCUCAACUAAUGACAAUUUGCCUCAGGAUAAUCCCAUUUCUAUGCCUCAUAAGAGUCUUUUAUCUACUAACAACAAUGAACCUGCAUCAUCAUUGCAAAAUCCUGAAUUCCACAGCGCAAGAUCAUCACCACUCAUUCCUAUUUCCAGCACCGAUGAAGUUGUUGAGGAACAACGCCAUGGAAGAAUUCUCCAACCAAACUGAAAUUUAAGACUGGUUACAGAUAGCUCCAAAUAAAGAAUCAAUCUAUAUAUACUGAUUCUAAUUUAGUUUUGUGUAUUUUGUCAAAAUAAAUACUAAAAGACAUCUGUUUUUUUUUAAAAAAAAACAAAGUUAGGGAUUGCACGACGGACUUGAGCAUUCUCCUGCUCUAUGAGCCCUCCCGAACUAGAGUUGGGUCUGCUUGAUGCUGUUAAUUCAGUAGGAAAAGUUUGUCGAGUUGGUAGAUUUUCUAGAAAUGUUGCUGCUACACAUGAGCAACGCGUUGUGUUUUCUCAUUAGUGUUGAACAAAUACUGAGACUACAUUUUAAGAUUUUAGAUUUUGUAAGAAAACUCUAUACGUACAUUUGUAUCCUUGUAGAUCAUGUAUGUUAAUGUAUUGCAUAUUAUGUAAUAUGUUGUAUCUCUCUGGAUGUGGCAAA
Messenger RNA from Capsicum annuum, 1976 nucleotides. RefSeq lists its product as uncharacterized. The transcript has 5 exons. Bases 324 to 1538 code for a protein of 404 amino acids. The record is from RefSeq and is a predicted model, not a curated record. Gene Ontology annotation, biological process: response to abscisic acid. NCBI's taxonomy places the organism in Eukaryota, Viridiplantae, Streptophyta, Magnoliopsida, Solanales, Solanaceae.